Molecule: messenger RNA, 779 nt
Organism: Leptinotarsa decemlineata (Colorado potato beetle)
Lineage: Eukaryota; Metazoa; Arthropoda; Insecta; Coleoptera; Chrysomelidae
Gene: EloB
Product: transcription elongation factor elongin B
Biological process (GO): transcription elongation by RNA polymerase II
Cellular component (GO): elongin complex; VCB complex
Molecular function (GO): protein binding
Source: RefSeq, a predicted model, not a curated record
UAUUGAGAAAGAGAAAUCAUCAUCUGUAUAUAUAUAUAUAUUUGCACUUGUACGCUGUUGACUUAUAAAGUGUUGCUGAAUUAUUAUAAUUAAUGUUUGUAUUAUACAAAAUCCAUUUUCUAAACAUAUAAAUUCAGAAAAGAAACCAUCACUAUGGACGUGUUUUUGAUGAUUCGAAGAAAAAAAUUGACAAUAUUUACCGAUGCAAAAGACACCACUACCGUCUCUGAACUCAAAAAAAUUAUCGAAGGUAUACUCAAGAUUCCACCACAGAAUCAACAACUCUUCAACAAAGACAACACGGUUAUGGAAGAUUCCUACAUGCUUCAGGAUUAUGGACUGACAGCAACCACAGCAAAAGCCCAAAGUCCUGCCACUGUCGGCUUGGCAAUCAGAGAUGACAGCGGAAUAUUUGAGCAACUGGAUCUAGUUCCUUACUCUGCUCCUCCAGAUUUACCAGAUGUAAUGAAAUCCCAGGAGAGCAACAGUCAAGAGCAAUCAUCUUGAGCUUGUGCAUACUAGCUGUAAUGUUUAUUUCUCAGUUCUAUUUUUUUUUUAAACAAAUUUUAAUUGUGUUCCCUAUGAAGAUCUGCGUCUAAGUAACAGUAAUGGGUACACUCUGAUGGAUGUUGCAUGCUUAGGAAUGUAUUUUAAGGAUUGAAUAGAAGAUACCUAAAAAUAAACUCGUUUUUAUUAUGUGUUCUGUUAACUUGCAACUUUACCAUGUAUACCUGUUUUCAAUUUUAUUUAUUAAUAAAUGAAUUUAGUUUUCAAUAAAG